AUGACCGUCACAAAAGCUGCUAAGAUUGCCAAUCAGGCCUUUGUACUGCAUCCCGGGGGUAAAUUUGCUUUUGAGGAACGCCUUAAACCCACGCUCCAGUCAAACCGAGAUGUCAUAGUCCGAGUCAUAGCAACAGGACUCUGUGGUUCAGAUGUGAGUGAAAUGGCUUCGAACUAUCCCGUUUCCCCGUUCCUCCACUAUUUCAUUUUCCUUGAUGCAAUAGAAGCUAACAAAGUCUUCGCCGUACAGGUCCAUUACUGGCAACACGGUCGAAUAGGGCCAUACGUCGUCGAAGCACCUAUAACACUGGGCCACGAAUCCACAGGGGUCGUGGUAGAGAGCGGAAGCGAUGUUCAAGGCCUCGCCGUUGGAGACCGCGUCGCCCUCGAGCCCGGCAUCGCCUGCAAUACCUGCAAUCAUUGUCGCGGCGGCCGCUAUAACCUCUGCCAGGCGAUGCGCUUUGCCGCGACACCACCUUACGACGGAACGCUCGCUACCUACUACCGCGUGCCUGCAGAGUGCUGUUUCAAGCUUCCAUCCCACAUCUCACUACGCGACGGCACCCUGAUCGAGCCUCUCAGCGUAGCCGUGCAUAGCUGCCGAUUGGCAGGCGAUAUGCAGGAGAAAACGGUGGUUAUAUUCGGAGCAGGUCCUGUCGGGUUACUCUGCUGCGCCGUUGCGCGAGCCUUCGGCGCGUCAACAGUUGUCGCCGUGGACGUCGUUCCGGCUCGCCUCGCUUCCGCUGUGAAAUAUGGUGCUACCAAUACAUACCAAAUGAGCGCCGAGGGUGCUGACAAGAAUGCGGCAGAUUUGUUGGCUACUGCUAGCUUAGAUUCUGGCGCUCAUAUUGUCCUGGAUGCGACUGGGGCUGAGCCCUGUCUGAACUGUGGUAUCGCAGCCCUCGCGAAGGGCGGCACGUUCGUCCAAGUGGGCUUGGGAAAGCCGAACCUAUCACUUCCGGUAAGCCAGAUCUGCGACAAAGAGCUUGUCUUCAAAGGAAGCUUUCGGUAUGGGCCCGGAGACUUCAAGUUGGCCGUAGGAUUGCUGGAUUCGCGCCGAAUCAGGCUGCAUGAUCUCGUCACCCAUGAAUUUCCUUUCAGCCAGGCUGAGCGAGCUUUUGAAAAUGUCGCCGGACGGGGUGGAAUUAAGAGUGUAAUCUACGGCCCGGAUAUCAACGAGGAAGAGGCAAAAGCAACUUUAAUAUAG
Messenger RNA from Penicillium canescens, 1206 nucleotides. Its product is annotated as NAD(P)-dependent alcohol dehydrogenase. Lineage: Eukaryota; Fungi; Ascomycota; Eurotiomycetes; Eurotiales; Aspergillaceae. Gene Ontology annotation, molecular function: L-iditol 2-dehydrogenase (NAD+) activity; zinc ion binding. The record is from RefSeq and is a predicted model, not a curated record. Bases 1 to 1206 code for a protein of 401 amino acids. The transcript has 2 exons. Gene Ontology annotation, biological process: D-sorbitol catabolic process.